This is a messenger RNA of Drosophila bipectinata, 1227 nucleotides long. Its product is annotated as cold shock domain-containing protein CG9705. NCBI's taxonomy places the organism in Eukaryota, Metazoa, Arthropoda, Insecta, Diptera, Drosophilidae. Gene Ontology annotation, cellular component: cytoplasm. Gene Ontology annotation, biological process: regulation of mRNA stability. Gene Ontology annotation, molecular function: mRNA 3'-UTR binding. The record is from RefSeq and is a predicted model, not a curated record.
UCGGCCAAAUCGAAACGGUCACUCUGAAUGUCUUGACGCCUUCGCAGCCGCCAUUCGUUGAAAAAGUUAAAUCCUUUAAAAGCGCGCAGAAAACUUGUAAAACCAUUCUAUCGAAUAGGUUGUAAAAGCCAAUGCUCUAUUGUGAAAAAAGUUCAAAGCCAUCAAGUUGUUAAUUAUAUAAAAACAAGGCGACCGACCGGCAUUUCUCCUUCCGUUUAAAGAUUGCAUCAGUGUGGGUGUCAAGGAGCGAGAGAGAAAGCGUGAAAGCCGACCCAGGAAGCUCAAGUUCCAGUGGUAAAUCAUCCGAAAGGUGUUAAUUGAAGUGGGAGAAAUUGCGUGACUUGGCUGCCGUCCACUCACCCACACACAGUCAUUUGUACGCCGCCACACGCACACACGCGCAGAGCCGCUUCUACUAACUGGUGCCAGGAGAGGAAGGGAAAAGAGAGAGAAAAUAGCCAUGGCCGAGCCAAGGACGCCCGAGAAGCUGCUGACCGCCAAGCCGCCGGUCUUCCAUCACAAUAGCCACAGCCCGAACGCCUCGCUGCAGCUACCCAGUCCCAUCAUAACGCGGCGCACACGCACGGCCUCGACCUCCGCUCGGGCAAUGGAAAACCCCAUGGUGACCGGCGUGGUGAAAUCCUUCAGCCGCACCAAAGGACACGGCUUUAUUACACCCAGCGCCGGUGGCGAGGACGUUUUCUGUCAUGUUUCCGACAUCGAAGGAGAAUACGUGCCCAUGCCAGGGGAUGAGGUCAAAUACCGUCUGUGCGCCAUUCCACCCAAGUACGAGAAGCACCAGGCGGUGCACGUGCAGAUUAGCAACCUGACGCCUGAGGUGCACCACAAAUGGGAGGAGCCGGUCUUUGGAUCAUCGCCGGCCAAGUAAAGCGGUAGGCAGGAAGCGAAGAACACGGUUAAAAGCUAAACGGCCUUCCACGAAAUUUAAUUGAGCUGGAGCACGCCACACCAGAUGAGCGAAAUGAAAAACAAACAGAGAGUUGAACAGUAAACCAUGAAACGAUGAAAGUAAAUGAAAGCCCAGACCAGAACAAACAGAAUAACAAGCCUGCCCUCCUCCAUCCAGCCUGCAGAAGAGUUUCAAUUGAACCCUUAAUUAGAAUUUAAGCUUAACGAUAGAAAUCGAACAGAACCCAGUCACAAAAUAUUGCAUAUUCCCUCUAGAAGAGGAGCGAGAGCAAGCAAAAACCAGUUUUGUCUUUAUUU